Molecule: messenger RNA, 1062 nt
Organism: Thlaspi arvense
Lineage: Eukaryota; Viridiplantae; Streptophyta; Magnoliopsida; Brassicales; Brassicaceae
Source: the annotation of a GenBank genome assembly
AUGGUUGACGAUUCUUCAACCGACUCUAUAAUCUCGUGGAGUCCUAAUGGUGAUAACAGCUUCCUUAUCUCUGACACGGCCGUCUUCUCUGUUCAACUCCUCCCCAAAUACUUCAAGCACAGCAAUCUCUCUAGCUUCAUCCGUCAGCUCAAUAUCUACGGUUUUCGAAAAGUUGAUGCAGAUCGUUGGGAGUUUGCGAACGACGGGUUUGUAAGAGGCCAAAAGGAUUUGCUAAAGAACGUUACCCGGAGGAAAAACGCUCAAAUCAGUGAGCAUCAUCAGAGCAAAAGCGUCUACAAACAAGAAAGCACAAGCGACGAUGCUUCUCAGGGAAAGCCAGAGAAGAGUGGGUUGUGGAAAGAAGUUGAUAUCUUGAAAGGCAACAAGAACGCAUUAGCGCAGGAGCUGAUCAAAGUCAGGCAGUACCAAGAGACCACGGACACGAAGAUGUCACAUUUAGAAGACAGAGUGCAAGGAAUGGAAGAGAGCCAACAGGAGAUGCUUUCGUUCUUGGUAAUGGUUAUGCAGAAUCCAAGCCUCUUGGUUCAGUUGCUUCAGCCAAAGGAAAAGAAUUGGAGAAAGGCGGAAGGAGGAGCAACGAUUUUGGAAGAAGUUACCGAUGAAGGAGAAUCAAACUCAAAGGGACUUCCUUUAGUGACAUAUCAGCCACCAUCAGAUGGAACAGCAAGCUCUAAUGACAUAAACGAUUUCUUGAGAAACGCAGAUAUGUUGAAAUUCUGCCUUGAUGAGAAUCAUGUGCCGUUGAUCAUACCUGAUCUGUAUGAUGAUGGGGCAUGGGAGAAGCUUUUGUUGUUGAGUCCUUCAUCGAAGAAGAAGAAGAAGAACAUUGUGAAGAAAGGAAAAGAUGAUGCGACGUUGGAGGAGAAAGAGGAGGAGGAGGAUGGAGCAAUGGAGUUAGACAACAAGAGCCGUAUGCUUGAGCUGAUACAAGAAGAGAUGGAGAAACAAGAUGACUUUGAAUUUGGACAGCUUUCUCCUGAGAAGUCUAGGAAUCUUGAGAUUCUUACAGAGCAGAUGGGCUUGCUGGCUUCAAAUCAAUAG